[Torrubiella] hemipterigena is the source of this 1033-nucleotide messenger RNA. NCBI's taxonomy places the organism in Eukaryota, Fungi, Ascomycota, Sordariomycetes, Hypocreales, Clavicipitaceae. The record is from the annotation of a GenBank genome assembly.
AUGCCCGCCAUGGGCACCUCUUCCAACCAGUACUUCCUCCUCACCCACUUGUACGAGUUCUUCGGCACCCUCCUCGGCUGCUCCCAGCAGGGCAUGACCGGCUUCGACAAGUACGACGGCCAGCCCUCCAUGUACAAGGUCCACAAGUUCAUGAACCUCGGCGAGGCUGAGUUGACCUACUUCAUCAGCCAGGUCGGCGCUGCUGCCGCCUCCUUCGGCGUUGCCAAGGACGACAUCACUGCUGUUGCCAACGCUCUCAGCAGCACCUUUGGCAUGAAGUGCGCUGCCCCCGCUGAGGUCAUCAAGGGCUCCGGUCCCCAGGCCCAGGCCAUCUGCAUUGGCGAUGGCUGCCCCGAGGCCAAGGAGCCCCAGUGCAGCGCCUACGCCGCCGCUGUCGCCCCCGCCAAGUGCUCCGCCGCCUCCAUGUCCGGCUCCAUGAUGCCCUCUGGCACCAGCAUGCCUUCUGGCUCUGGCUCCAUGACUGGCUCCAUGCCCGCCUCCAUGACCGGCACCAUGACCAAGCCCGCCACCACCAACCCCACUGGUGCCGCUGGUGUCAACGGCGUCAACAUUGCCGCUGCUGCUGCCGCCAUUGCUGCUCUUGCUCUGUAAAUGGAGCCUGCUGCUAGUAGCUCUCGGUGUAUGGAUAAUGUAAUGUCAAAUGUUCUUGUUGCUGUACCUUGUUCUUCUUUCGCCGCCUCCUCCCAAGGCGCGGCGGAUGCACGCGGCCUGGGGGGUUGUUGUGCUCUCUCUUAAUUAAUACCAAAGAAAUUUGAAAACUUAUUCGAUACCUCAAUUGAUUUUUGCUCCAUACUGUGAUGGAUGUCCACAUUCCUUUUCUCUGCAUCUCCACGUCUCACACUUAGAAAACCCUUUUGAAUUUAUUUCUGCAAUGUAUCUUACACCCAUUGACUUGCUCUUUGUAGUUAGUCCCACGUGAGCCUUUGCCACGAGGUUGCAUUGUGGGCUCGCCGCAUCUGUUCAGUCUUACGCCAAGCCGGGAUUGGGCCUGGGGAUCUCUUGACCCUGUCAU